ACUUGUCAAGUCAAUUGCCGUCAGCAUGGACGAGACUCCAAUGGCCCUGUAUUCGGACACCUGUGACGAACGGUAGAUUUGUCCUGUUCAGCUCCCGUCUCGUUAGCCGGAGUCUGACCAGAUUUAUAUGCUGCUGUUGUCCAUAUAGGGUCCUUUCGCCGGAUUUGCCUUUCCUUCAUGAAGACACAUUCAUUUCUCUUGUUUGUCCGGUCAAUGUGGGGCGUUUUCGCGUUUGACAUGUUUAUAUACAAUCGCUGCUGAUUCGAUAUCAAACCACAGCUCCUGGGUUACUGGAAUUGUUGCAACAAAGAUAACUGGACUACCCUUUUGAUAGACGAUAUCGAUCUACUAACUGGCACUUAUCACAAUGGAAUUCCUUUCCGAGUUCAGCGCGCCCACUGUGGCGAUGGCAUCGGCCUUAACUGCAGCCGCGGGUGCUUAUCUGAAUGCCAAAUUUUCCAUUUCCACCGACCUCACUGCCAUACAUCACGAUCGGUCAUGGAAAAGUCGCCUGGAGCAACGCAUCGGACAGCUUGGGGACACACCCACGAUCUAUUGGAUGCUUGAACGGACGAUCGAGGUGGACGGCAAUGGUGCGGCGCAAGCGAUCUGGUUCGAAAACAAAACAUGGACUUAUGCCCAAUUGAAGGACCUUGUGGAUCGGUUUGCCGCUUUGCUUCACUCGAGAGGCAUCAAGAAAGGGGACUUUGUUGGCGUCUUUACCAUCAACUCACCUGAGAUGGUGGUGGCAAUCUAUGCGCUUGCCAAACUCGGUGCCGUGGCGUCGCUGCUCAACACAAAUCUGCGGGACGACACCUUUAUCCACUGUUUGAAUGUCUCCCGCUCAACGUUUAUGAUCUCCACCCCCGAUCUGUCACAAGACGUGCGCUCCGACCUGCCACAUAUUGCGCUCAAUCUCUCCUCCUUCGACGGAGUCUCCACCGGAACGAUAGAAACCGUCACGGCUGCCGACCUACAGCGGUACGCACCCACCGACGUGACUGCAGCGACAGGAUCUCCCGCUGAUUUGACCGUUCUCAUCUACACCUCUGGAACGACGGGAAAACCCAAAGCAUGUGCGAUACGCAACUUCAUGGCCCUGGUUACAUCCACUCCACUUACCUCUGAUGUGAGCGACCCCGCAAAGUACUUUCCAUUGCGCAUCUACUCGCCUCUUCCCCUUUUCCAUGGGACCGCCUACUUCACGGGCCUGUGCUACUCCGUCGGCACCGGGGGCACGCUGUGUCUGCGGCGCAAAUUCUCCGCCUCCCAAUUUUGGAAAGACGUGCACGACUCCCAAGCGACGCGCAUAUUGUAUAUCGGCGAGCUGUGUAGAUAUCUCUUGGCCACACCACCCUCGCCGUUCGACAAGGAUCACUCCUGCAUAGUAGCGGCCGGAAACGGGCUGCGCGAGGAGAUCUGGGAGCGUUUCCGCCAGCGGUUCGGCGUUCCCGAAAUCCGCGAGUUCUACCGAUCCACGGAAGGCAUCACGAAGUUUGAUAAUUUUGGAGUGGGCGCCUGGGGGGCCGGAAAAAUUGGGUUUUCAGGGCCCAUAAAGCGGUACCUGGAAGACGAUAUGUUUAUCGUCAAGUAUGACACCGAGACAGAAAUGCCGUAUCGGAGCCCGGCAACCGGUUUCUGUGUUCAGGCCCAGCCGGGCGAGGAAGGGGAGGCCAUUGGGCGGGUACGGAGCCGUGCUCUUCUCACUGAGUAUCUGCACGAUGAGAAUUCGACUGAGAAGAAGUUGCUGCGCGAUGUCUUCCAGAAAGGCGAUAUUUUCCAGCGUACGGGCGACCUGAUGGUUCGAGACGAGUCUGGCUGGCUCAAGUUUCAGGACCGGGUUGGAGAUACAUUUCGCUGGAAGGGCGAGAAUGUCAGCGCUGGAGAAGUCCGGGAUCAUAUUUGCCGGAUUGCAUCCGUCCACGAUGCUGUUGUGUAUGGUGUGAAACUGGGAGGGUAUGAUGGCCAAGCGGGUGCUGCGGGAAUCACGCUUGACAACCCUUCUGCUGAAGAUGAAUUCAUGCCCAACCUCUACCGCCGACUGAAGAAGAAGGGCGUCCCGCCCUAUGCUUUUCCUCGUCUUGUCCGGCUCACUGAAAAAGUGGCCACCGGUGUAACCUUCAAACAAGCGAAGGGCGACUUAGCCAAGAAGGGAUGGAAUCCUCAAGGCGAUUGGAAUGGGGACAAACUGUACUGGCUAAACGGGAAGUCCUAUGAGCCGCUCGACUCACGAAGCUGGGCGUUGAUUGAAAAUGGGAAGGCCAAAUUAUGAGUUGCUCUACCGGUAGAUAUUAUCCUGUUGUCGAUACUGGUUCAGCUUGGCUAGAAGGAAGACAUGUUGAAUACUUUAUUCUGUAUACAUGGGCACAAUAUACACAAUAGACAUAAAACGUUGAUUGCUAGAACAAAUGAACAGAUUCAAC
Molecule: messenger RNA, 2423 nt
Organism: Aspergillus candidus
Lineage: Eukaryota; Fungi; Ascomycota; Eurotiomycetes; Eurotiales; Aspergillaceae
Product: putative bifunctional fatty acid transporter/acyl-CoA synthetase (FAT1)
Exons: 5
Coding region: 368-2272 (634 amino acids)
Molecular function (GO): long-chain fatty acid-CoA ligase activity; long-chain fatty acid transmembrane transporter activity
Source: RefSeq, a predicted model, not a curated record